AUAACAGCAGCUCGGGUAGCUGCGACGGCUUCCGCGAAAUCCGACUGUUUUCUUCAGCCGUUGAACUCAUCAAUUACAUUAAACGGCUUCUCAUUCCCGAGAUCAGACAUGGAUGACGUAGGCUACUCCACGGAUGCUUGAGCCUGAGCUAGCUAGCCGCUUGUAGUGACACCGUGAUGCGCCGCUCGAGUUUGGUAGUAGGCGGAGAUGGCGUCAUUGAAAGGGGGUUCGAGUGGUCGGUUUGAUCUUCAUGUGCAACGCCAAAACUAGGCCCGAUUGUUUUCGGUUCAGUGUGAUGGGCGUACAAGAGAAGAGGAAGGACUAUGUGAUGAGUAUCAAGCCCGGGGUUAAGCUUUUUCUUUAUGACUAUGAUCUCAAACUCCUCUAUGGAGUUUUCCAAGCUUCCUCUGCGGGUGGGAUGAAACUUGAGCGCAAUGCUUUUGGUGGAUCCUUUCCCGCUCAGGUGCGGUUCAAGGUGGUUAGUGAUUGUAUACCGUUGCCUGAGAGCGAAUUCAAGAAAGCAAUCAAGGAGAACUACAACAACAGAAACAAGUUCAAAACAGAACUUACGCGUAAACAGGUAUUCAAGCUGACAAAGCUUUUCCGACCAGCUGCUCUCCCUGCUCAAUUGACUCACACUCUGCCAGCCCCUGUUCCUCGUCCUGCUGAGAGGAAAAGAUCUGACAAUGACCGCUAUGCUCCUGGCAGCAGCAGAAGUCAUGGAAGGAGUCGCAAUGCUGCACCUCCUCCACGCAGAGAAGAGCCACCACGCAGAGAAGAACCACCCCGUGAUCUAUACCUCACUGAAAGCGAGUACCGAACAUACGGCUUGAGAAGAGCAGAACCAGCUCAGCAUUAUCCACUACUGCCACCUGAUUCUUCUUACCGUCUGGACUCGUACCGUCCAUCUGCGGUGGAUCAUGAGCGGCUUUUGAGACAAGCAGAGAUUGAGAGGCAUCAUGACCGUAGAGAAGUUCUUUUGCCUGAGAGAAGCUACCACCCGUCGUAUGAUCACGUCCUAAGCUCUAGGCGCCUGGCACCAGAGCCACCAUUGGAGUCUUACAUGAGAGACCCGUAUCACAGAGUCGAGUACCGUAGUCCCGAAAGACUACAUAGGACGACAUACCUGCCUUCUUCGGGAAGAGAAGACGAUGACUUGUAUUCACGAUAUGUUACACCGGACUCAUUGGCUGAGUACUACCGAUCAUCGUCAUCUCGCAGAUACCCCCCAAGCAUUGCUGAAUCUGAGUUUCUUCCGCCUUCAUCAAUAACAUCACGGUAUGCUUACUCAGGGUCUUUACCCUAUUCUCACCGCUGAUUUUUACUCAAGCUCUCCUUUUGAAUGUAUUUGCUGUUUAAUGUAUGUUUGGAUUUGGACAUGCUUUCGUUGGUUCACCCAAACUUGGAUUGUACUUUAGUUUUUAUUUAUUUGUCGUUGUACCAAUUGCCCUCGGCAGAUAACUUUUUUUAUCCUCGAAUAAAUGUUUUCAUAUA
Messenger RNA from Brassica oleracea var. oleracea, 1494 nucleotides. RefSeq lists its product as uncharacterized. The transcript is spliced from 3 exons. Bases 251 to 1318 code for a protein of 355 amino acids. NCBI's taxonomy places the organism in Eukaryota, Viridiplantae, Streptophyta, Magnoliopsida, Brassicales, Brassicaceae. The record is from RefSeq and is a predicted model, not a curated record.